Messenger RNA from Cuscuta europaea, 3163 nucleotides. The record is from the annotation of a GenBank genome assembly. Lineage: Eukaryota; Viridiplantae; Streptophyta; Magnoliopsida; Solanales; Convolvulaceae.
CAACGACCCUGCAGCUCGUUACACUAUUAGGGUGCGCAAUAGGAGCUUGGAGCGUGUCGACGGCAAUGCUUCUCCAAAUCAUCGUCUCUUUGAAAUCGACAUUGCCGCUUUCCCCCCCCUAAAACUCAAUCGAAACAAAGAUCUAAAUACAGAGUUGCACAUUUGUCGCCCUCAACCACAUUCUUCGAUGGAGCGGUUGCUGCAAGUAGGCCACGACCACCGGUAAGGUUGCUGCAUCGCGGUUGGACCUGGGACCGGGAGCCAUGUUGGAGGCUUGGAGCUAAAGGGGAUUGUUGCACUGUAGGAAAGCUGGAGAGAGGGCUGGGGAAGGGGAUGGGGCUAUGACUGGGGGCAUGGGGUUGGGGAGGGGGCUAUGGCUAGGCUAGGUAGGGGAUGGGGAUGGCCGGGAAGGUGAGGAGGCUAGAAAGGGUGUUGGACAGUUGACGGUUAUUACGUAGUAGUUAAUACGGCUUGUGGUCUAGGGCUUUUGCUUUGUCGUUGAUGGCAAGGAGGAAGUACGGAUUCAUUGAUGGAACCAUCAAGAAGCCUACUGAUGCGUCAAAGCUUCCGGAUUUGGACACUGUAAACUCAAUGAUUGUAUCUUGGAUCCUGCGGAGCAUUGAACCGACCGUAGCCGCAUCUAUACCCUUCCAUGAAGAAGGUCAUUCGAUGUGGCUAUAUCUUGAGACUAGGUUUUGGGUUGCCAAUGAACCACGUCUACAACAGCUACGUACGUCUAUUAUUACCGAUUGCAAACAGACCAAGGGGAUGUCCGUUGAAACAUACUUUGCUACUCUUAUGAGUCCCUAUGACGAGUUGAAUCGCCUUAAGCCGUUACAUGUGUGCACAUGUGGGCUUUGUACUUGUGGAGUUGUUUAGAGGUUUGCGGCUGACAAGGAAGAGGAACAAUUGCAUCAAUUCUUAAUUGGAAUUGACGAUGAAGUCUUCGGGACGGCACAUUCAAAUCUUCUCUAUCUCUCAAGUACCUCUGCCCGAUAUUAAUCGCGCAUGUCAGGGUUUUCUCCAAGAGGAACGUUCUCGCGCCAUUGUUCGUGACAAGAGCCAAGCUACAGACAUACAGGCCUUGCUCUUUGAGGUGAAUGUCCCAUAGGACGCUUGGAGAAGGCAGAACGCAGCAAGCAAUCUUGUUCACAUUGCAAGCAGAAAAGUCACGAGAUCAGUACAUGUUUUAAAUUACACGGUUACCCAGAAUGGUGGGAAGACCGAAACCGCAACAAAGGGGGAACUCCGUCUGGAACCAGUGCUACGCCAGACCGGAAUUCAAAGGGGGCUGUCCGUGCACAUGCUGUAGCAGCAUCACCCGCAGAUGAGGUUGUCGUGCUUACUUCCAGUAAUGUGAAUCAACUGCCCAUGUUGACCAAAGAACAGGUUGAAGUGCUUUUGAAUAUGAUUAAUAGCGAAACAUGUUCGUGUAAUCGCAUGACUGGACCUACACCCGAGGAACCUGAUUGGAUCCGGUGAGAGACGGGAUGGGCUGUUCUAUUUCAGGGGUGUACCGACUGUUCAUGCCAUUAUAGAGCGUGAAUUGAUGAACUUCGAAUUGUGGCGUCGUCGUCUGGGGAAUCCGUCAGAUAGAGUGGUCAAGUUAGUACCUGGGGUUAGUUCUAGUGUUUUUUGUAAGAAAUUAAAUAAAGCUCGUGCGGUUUGUCCACAAGCAAAACAAGUUCGUGAUUCUUUUCCUAUCAGUCACAAAUACUCUGGACAAUUCCCAAAUAGGUUCACGAUUGAUUUAAUCAGAUCCCGGGUAGAAGUCAUUGCAUCUUGUCCAACAAUGCAUGAUUGAACCCUACCCAAGACCACUCACUUGUCUCCCAACAGACGGGUGUUUAAUCAUACUUCACGGGGAACCGCAUCUCUCAUUACUGUCUCCUUCCGAGACAAGUGAUACUGACUACACUUGCCUCAGCCCCAUGCCACUGAACUUUCAUUGAUCACAUCAUGUCUAGUUACUCACUCCCAAAUGUUUUGAAAUUUUCUAGGACACGAACGCACUUUUUGAGUCAGUUGCAGGUCUACAUGACCCGUGAGAACUUCCAUAGGGCUCAUCUAUUGCAGAUGUAGACCAAUGAUUGGAAGGAAGUCCUCCUAUUGCAACAUAAGAAUCACCAACAUUUUCAGGUUAUCGUUUCAGAGUGUAUCUCUAUAGUCAUGAUAACGGGCGUCUACACGACCCCGGGGGGGCUACAUUAUCUUUGCUGACCUUUAUGGUCAUGCCAUAACAACCAGAGUGACAUCUUUUCACAUGUUUCACAAUGACUGGUUGGAAGUCCUGUUAGAGCUUAAUAAUGCUUCUAUCAUUAUAUACAGGUCACACAUCGAUGUUUACAUUGAUGUUGUGUUAACGGUACACAUCAGUGUAUCCGGUUUUUGCAUUUCAACACUCUGCUUGUUUUUCCUGUUUUAUUUCCGCAGAAUAAAAGAAUAAAGGCAUGACGCCCCGAUUCAUUAGACCAUCAUGAGGGGGAGAAUGUUCCACAUGUUUUUAAGUCUCAAAAAUCAUUCUCGGACACUUCUCUCUUCCAACACUUUCUCUACUAUCUCUAUCAAAAGCUCCAAAUGGUCAGCUACGCUCACAAGUCAACCAUCAUUUUCCGUUGUGCCACCGACAAGGUUUCCUCAAACACAAUAAUUUCAAAUAGUCAAAAAGACUACAUUAUGGUGGAGACAAAGGUCAGAUACUCGCGUACUGGAGAUGAAUCCCGUGUGAGCCUGGAAAUCAUUAGAACUAUCAUUCUAGAGGCACCACUGGACUUCAUUGAAGCUGAUCAAGAGCAACUUCUUGAAGGCAAGGUUUACAAGCAAGCCAAAGGAAGACUCCUCAGCCUCCGGCAUCAAAGAUCAAAUUGCCAAGAAGACAUCAAAUGGGAUAUUGCAAGGAUGUCUUCGGAAAGCCUUCUCAAGAAGUCAAGCUCAACGACAAAGGAAGUUGAGCUGCACUGAAAGACAAAGAUAUUCACGGUACAAUGUUGAUUCAACACGAUUGAACACCAAGGGGGAGAUUGUUGAGAAUAUUUUAAUGGUGUCCAAUCUGGUUAAAUAUCUUUGUAUUUGUGUAGUUAUUAAUUAAACGUGUAAUACGGGCCACAAAUGUGUAUCAGCUUGUUUGCUUCUUUGAAAUCCAUAAGUUACCCAUCCUCUCCUA